AUGGCCACUGUCGCACCCCAACCCGGAGACUCCUACCGUCCGACGACGCUCGACGCCGGCGCACACGGCACGCUGCGCGGCAUCGAGAUCGUGGGGCCUAACGGCGUCAAAGCCCGCCGCUUCUGCCAGGUUCCCUUUGCGCGCCCUCCCGUCGGCGAGCGGCGCUGGCGCAAGCCAGAGCCUCUGCCCGCCGACUACUCGUGGGCCGAGGUGCGCGGCGAGGAGUUUGGCGCGCUUGCCCCUCAGCCAGAGUAUCAGGUCCGGAACGACAAAGGCGACCUGUAUCCGAUGGGCGUGCCCAACGCCGUGCUCGACGAGGACUGUCUUACCGCCAAUGUGUGGGUGCCGGCCGGCACGCCGCCGAAGGGCGGCUGGCCCACCUGGGUGUUCCUGCACGGCGGGUGGCUGCAGAUCGGCAACCCAGCCAUGACGGACAAGAACGACCCGGCAAACCUCGUCUCGGGGCCCAUGCCCGCGCUCGUCAUCGUCCCGGGAUACCGGCUGGGCUUGUUCGGCUUCCUGGCCGGCAAGGAGGUGCAGGCCGAGAACGAUGACGGGACGGCGGGCAACUUCGGCUUCUGGGACCAGCGCUUGGCGAUCGAGUGGGCGGCCGAGAACGCACACCACUUCGGCGGCAACGGCGCCAACAUCACCAUCGCCGGCCUGUCGGCCGGCGCGUAUAGCGUCCAGAUGCAGCUGGCGUACGAGCUCAACAGCGGUGCAAAGCCACUCAUCUCGCGCGCGAUGAUGUUCUCCAAUGCGCUGCCGGCGCAGUGCAAGACGAUCGAAGAGAGCCAGGCGGGCUUCGACGGCUUGGCUGAGGCCUGCGGCGUCGAUGCCAACCUCAGCGGGGAGGAGAAGAUGGCCGCGCUCCGCAAAGUGCCCAUGCAGGAGCUUGUUGACAAGGUCAUGCACCUCAAAAUCCAUACGUUCCGCGGCGUUACGGACGGCGCUUUCGUCCACCCCGAGAUGUACACGCGCGUGGUCAACGGCGACUUUGCGCGCCGCUUCGGAGAGCGCGGACUCGCCGUCAUCAUUGGGGAAACGCCGCAGGAGGAGGUCAUGUACGGCGCGACCAACCCGCCGCGCUCGCUGAAUGACAUCGCCGUCCAGCUGGAGAACUAUUACAACCCCGCGGCGGCGCGCCAGCUCGUCGCGUGCUGGCCCCUCCCGUCCGCGCUGCAGGGCUUGAAACCCGACGAGCCGAUCACAGAGAAGGCACAGGUGGACGCGGUCAAGCGCAUGUUCGGGGACAUUGUCGCGCAUGGCCAAGUGUACGUGAGCGAGCGCGCGCUCGUCCGCUCCCUCCUGCAACACUGCCCGCCGGAGAACGUGCUGCGCUUCCGCCUGGCCUGGAAGCCCAAGUACUUCGCGGACAACGCCAUCUUCUCCGGCGUCGUCACGCACGCAGACGACCAGUGGGCGUGGUGGUACCUCUCGCGCUUCGGAUUCUCGGCGGAGGAGGAUAAGGUCAUCCGCGCUUGGCUCGCCCCGGUCGUGCCUUUCAUCGCGGGCGACUACAAGGCCGCCGCGGAACAGUGGUACGGCUUCGUCCCGAGCCAGAAGGACCAGACGCGCUUCCGCGAGUUGCGGGACGGCAAGAUCGCCGUCGUCGAGGACGAGCGCUGGGCCCGCUGCAUCGAGAUCGCGGAUCAGAUGAGCAAGUGA
Messenger RNA from Cutaneotrichosporon oleaginosum, 1668 nucleotides. NCBI's taxonomy places the organism in Eukaryota, Fungi, Basidiomycota, Tremellomycetes, Trichosporonales, Trichosporonaceae. The record is from RefSeq and is a predicted model, not a curated record.